This is a messenger RNA of Dichotomopilus funicola, 822 nucleotides long. Its product is annotated as putative glutamine amidotransferase class-I. Gene Ontology annotation, cellular component: cytosol; nucleus. Bases 1 to 822 code for a protein of 273 amino acids. The record is from RefSeq and is a predicted model, not a curated record. The transcript is spliced from 2 exons. Lineage: Eukaryota; Fungi; Ascomycota; Sordariomycetes; Sordariales; Chaetomiaceae.
AUGGGUUCCUUUCCAAAUCCUGACCCUCUCCGUCUCGCCAUCCUCCUCACCGACACCCCCAUCCCGGCCAUCAGCUCCCGUCUCGGCACCUUCGACACCAUCUUCACCACCCUCCUCCGCACGGCCUGCGAAACCGUAGACCCUUCCCAGCCUCAGCAUCAGAAUGAGCCACCACAACCCUUAGAAUCCCAACUAACCCUCACGGCCCACGACGUCAUCCACCCCGAGGCCGUCUACCCGGACCCGGGCACCAUCGAUGCCGUGCUCAUCACGGGGUCGCGGUACACGGCGUAUGACGAUGACGAGUGGAUUGUGCGGUUGACGGAGUAUACCCGGGGUCUGUUGGAAGGGGGCCGGGUGAAGGUGAUUGGGGUGUGUUUUGGGCAUCAGAUUGUGGCGAGGGCGUUGGGGGGUGUGGUUGGGCCGUCAGCGGGUGGGUGGGAGGUGGCGGUUACGGAGGUGGAGGUUAGUGAGGAGGGGAGGUGGGUGUUGAGGACCGGGGAGUGUUUGAACAUCUACCAAUCCCACCGUGACGCUGUCCUCUCGCAUCCCUCUGCCUUACCCUUCAACCCAUCCGUCCCCAUCGUUCGCCUCGGCUCGACUUCCUCCUGUCAUUGCCAGGGCAUGUAUGCCCCAGGUAGCCUGAUGACGACACAAGGUCACCCGGAAUACACGCCCUUCCUCAUGAAAACGCUGUUGCAGACGCGACACAAGCUGGGUGUGUUGCCUGAUGCCGCAUUUGAAGAUGCGAUGGGGAGGAUAAAGGAGAAACAUGAUGGGCUUGCUGUUGCGAGGGCGUGGUUGCGGUUCUUGAGGGAUUGA